This is a messenger RNA of Phytophthora nicotianae INRA-310, 405 nucleotides long. RefSeq lists its product as hypothetical. The record is from RefSeq and is a predicted model, not a curated record. Lineage: Eukaryota; Oomycota; Peronosporomycetes; Peronosporales; Peronosporaceae. The transcript has 2 exons. Bases 1 to 405 code for a protein of 134 amino acids.
AUGUUUGACCCCAUUAUAGAAGCUCUCUGUGCUCUAGAAGCGGACAGUGGAUUCAUUGCCGCUAAUGAACAAGAGCCAGAAGCAGAGCUAACAGAAUCGGACGAAGUUGGCUCUGAACAAGAAAGCCAUUACCAGGCCUCAGUUGGAAUUGGGAUGCUCAGUCUUGCAGCCGAAGCCAUGUCGACUACUUCUGUAGAAGAAAAUCUGAAUCAAACUGCCGCUGCUGACCUUCCUGACGAAGGCGAGUAUCAACGUAUCACCGUAGUUCCGCUUGGUCAACUUCAAACCUUUUAUCGCGUGAAGAUUUUAAAACGAUGGAAGUACGUCCACACCAACGCAAUGGCCGUUGCAUUUUUGCUUGAUCCAGCCACCAACCUCGACGACUUUGUCGGUGAAGAUGAUUAA